AUGAUUAACAAUCGUUUGGAUAAAAAUGUAAAGUACUAUAAACUAUUUUCAGUACUUGGGCUGGAUAUACAAGCCGCGCCCACUAAAGUGGAUAUUGGUGUCACCAGGUACCUGACCAUCAAAUGUCUGGCACCAAAAGAGAGCUCAUCGUCCAUGGAGAGCCUGAUCUCUUUGGUCAUCUCUAGAUCCGACGGUCCCCAAAAUGCCAUUUUCAAAGAACUCGCUUCCAUUAAUGUUUUUCAUGUAGACGGUCAGGUUAUCCAAAACACAAAUGAAAUCGAAACGUCAGAAGGAAAAAUUGACAAUGACGGUCUUUCAUACUUAACUCUUGUUUGGGAAUUCCCGGACACAAACAAAGCCGGUGUGUACAUGUGUUUAGCUAACGGUGUGGAUUUUUCCGGUCAUCCUUUUGUUAUAAACACAACCGUCACCGUACAGUCGGCUUAUCCUGGAGUUGACACAAUAGUAAACCAAGUCAGAAACUUGACCCUGCAAGUAGAGCAAAUGAACAUUUUAUUAAAUGGUGUUGAAAACUUUCGAGAAAUGUGGGUUGGCCGUUUACAGCGAAUGAAAAGUGUUAUAUUUAGCUACAAUACUUUCCACAACGGCCAUCGCUAUUAUCUAUCUCACGCACACGGUGUAGUUAUCGUACACGAAGCAGCAGCUGUUUGUGAAAUGUUUGGUGGUUAUUUGGUAGAGAUUGACUCCGCAGAAGAAUAUGCGUUUCUUAAAAGUUUUCUGAACAACCAUACAAAUUUUAGAUGGGUGUUUACUGGCGUUAACGAUGAACAGACUGACAACCAGUGGAUCAACACACACGCUGGCAGUGUUGCUUCAAGCUACUUCCAAUUUUAUACUGGAGAACCAAACGGCGGUCGUACAGAAAAUUGCCUAGGGUUUUUUCAGGGUUAUCCAGUACAGAUGACAGAUCUCCCGUGUACCUAUAAGCGGGAUAUUUUUGAUUUAGGCUUUAUGUGCGAAAUUGUUGAGUAA
This is a messenger RNA of Physella acuta, 993 nucleotides long. RefSeq lists its product as uncharacterized. Gene Ontology annotation, biological process: ossification. Gene Ontology annotation, molecular function: growth factor activity. The record is from RefSeq and is a predicted model, not a curated record. Lineage: Eukaryota; Metazoa; Mollusca; Gastropoda; Physidae.